Zasmidium cellare ATCC 36951 is the source of this 1785-nucleotide messenger RNA. RefSeq lists its product as uncharacterized. The transcript is spliced from 3 exons. Lineage: Eukaryota; Fungi; Ascomycota; Dothideomycetes; Mycosphaerellales; Mycosphaerellaceae. The coding region runs from base 1 to 1785 and encodes 594 amino acids. The record is from RefSeq and is a predicted model, not a curated record. Gene Ontology annotation, molecular function: oxidoreductase activity; FAD binding.
AUGCAGCGCGCCUUCCUUCUGCUCGCCGCUCUCUUCUCGUCGGCCAGUGCCGCAUUCCAUUCUGGACGUUCGUGCAAAUGCGGCCCUUCGGACAGCUGCUGGCCGAGUCAGGCCGCCUGGGCCAGUCUCAACAACACGGUCAGUGGCAAGCUCAUCGAAACCGAGCCUCUAGCCGUCUCAUGCUAUGCUGGCCCAUCCUUCAACGCCGCGCACUGCGCCAAGGUCGACGACCAGUGGACAAACGCCACCUUCCAAGCAAAUUCGCCUGUUGGCUACGACUAUCCUCGUGACUUGACUUGCCCACCCGUCAACGGCAGCACCACCCAGCUACCGGCAAGUGGCCCUUGUACAAUCGGCGACAGUCCUCGUUAUGCGGUGAACGCCACCGUCGUUGAUGACAUCUCCGCCGCCGUAAAGUUUGCAAAGCAGCACAACGUGCGACUGGUCAUCAAGGAUACCGGCCACGACAUCCUCGGGCGAUCAACAGGUUAUGGCAGUCUCGAGGUCUGGAUCCGUCACCUGCGCACUGGCCUGACCUUCAGCGAAUCAUAUGAGUCGAGUUGUCCAGCUACCAACUACCAUGGGCCUUCAUUCUCCGUCGGUGGAGGCUAUACUUGGGAGAACGUUUACCCAAUUGCUCAACAAAACAAUGUGGUCGUUGUCGGCGGCGGCACCCCCACCGUUUCUGUUCUUGGAGGCUGGCUACAAGGGGGCGGGCACGGCCCUGCCACCCGUCAGUACGGUUUAGGUGCUGAUCAAGUGCUCUCCGCUCAAGUCGUCCUCGCUGACGGCUGCGUCAUUACUGCAAACGCUUGCGAGAACCAGGACGUCUUCUUCGCCAUCCGUGGUGGCGGCGGCGGUACCUAUGGUGUCGUCGCAGAGGUCAGCAUCAAGGCGCACCCGAACUUUGAUGUGCAAAUGCAAAGUCUGAGCAUCGCACCUUUGGACAUUUCGAACACGUCGUCUCUGCUGGAUGCCGUCGCAAUCAUCUAUGAGGCCAUUCCAGACCUUAACGAUGGUGGGUUCGCUGGUUAUGGUACUUGGUCCAUUGCUCAACCCACGCCACUUGUUGGCAACUCGACCGCUGGAUACGUCCACGGUAUUUACCUUUUUAACCAGAGUACCGACACGGCUAAGAAGUUAUUCGCACCUACUCUCGAAAAGCUGAAGCCAUACAACGGUACCUCGCUUUCUAUUACAGUCGAUUAUACGUCUUUCCCCGACUACUGGGACUUUUACUACAAGGCUGCCGCUGUGAACGGACCUGUUGGCACUGCUUCGGCUCUUGGCUCCCGGCUCUUCUCGCGUCGUUCCGUCCAGGAAGAUCCUGCUGGCCUGCGCGAAAUGAUCGGGGUCAUUGCAGGUACUCCAGAGGAGUUUACGAGCAACAGCCUCGAAAUCGUCGGUGGUGGUGCCGUCUUUUCUGGUGGUUCUGACCCGCUCUCCGGCGUCAACCCGGCUUGGCGCAUCAGCUACUUCAACAACAUCGUGGCGCGAGGCUGGGCACCUGGUAGCAACCAGUCUGUGAUUGACGCGACGCAAAACGACAUCACUUACGUCAAAGACGCCGCCAUGAACAAGCAAGCCUGGGACACUGGCGUUUACAUGAACGAAGCCAACCGGCUCGACCCAGACUACCCAUGGAACUUCUACGGCCUUCAUUACGGGCCUCUCCUUGCCAUCAAGAACUUCCGCGACCCCGCUGGCGUCUUUUACUGCGUGACAUGCGUCGGCAGCGCCGAGUGGAAAGAGAAUGCGGAAGGUGUCCUAUGUCCGUUAUCGUAG